GGUUCCUGGCCGGUCAGAGCGCAGCGGAGCCCGGCGGCAGCAGCACGGAGCAGCGGGGCGACGCGGCAGAGACGCAGCGGGGAUCAGCAGCUGAGGAGCGGCGGAGCUGAGGCCGAGGCUGCGCUCCUCCUGCGGGACUCGGGGGGGCUUCAGCCGGGUCCUGCUCUGCUCUCUGGGAGCACGUCACGGGGCCGUGAAGGGACUCCGGUCAACACAACGCUGACAGCCGGCAGCAUGAAGAAGAACAGCUCCGGGACACGGGGGGCAUCGGACUCGGCGCCGCAGAACGUUCCGCCCGAUAAGGUCGGCUGGAUCCGGAAGUUCUGUGGGAAAGGGAUCUUCAGAGAGAUCUGGAAGAACCGCUUUGUGGUUCUGAGGGGAGAUCAGCUGUUCAUCUGCGAGAAAGAGGUGCGGGGGACGGAGUUUGGGCGGGCCGACGAGGUUCUGGACCUGGUGGACUACGAGCGCUGUGAGGAGAUCCGCAAGAACAAGAGCCGGAGCAAGAAGAACCACAGCAAGUUCAGACUGCAGCGCUGCAGCUCGCCGGGGAACACGGUUCCUAACCUGGUGUUCCUCGCCGUCAGUCCGGAGGAGAAAGAGUCGUGGAUCAACGUCCUGACUUCCUCCAUCACACGAGCCAAAAACAGGAUCCUGGAUGAGGUGACAGUAGAAGACUCUGAGUUGUCUCAUCUGACUCGAGACCGAGUGAAGAUCCCUCACCUCCGCCGGCUGCCCACCAGAGGUCACCUGCUGGCUGUGGCCUCCUCUUCCUCAGACGGGAUGCUGACUCUGGAUCUUAUCCAGGAGGAGGACGCUCCGUCUCCUCGGCGAGCCGACGGCCGCGACAGGUUCAGGGUUGACUUGGACAAAACGACGUCCCACCUCAGCCCAGACUGUCCCAGGUCCAAAACCGAUGGCUCUCUCUCUGUCAGGACUGCCGAGGCUUCUGGGAAAUCCCAGAGCCUUCCCCGGGAGGUGGCGGUGCUGUGGGAGCAGACGGGCCAAACCCAAACCCAGUCGGGGAAACGCCUCUCGCCGGCGGAGAAAAACCGCUGCGCCUCCAUGGACGAGAUCCUGGCGCACUCUGAGACUAAAGUCGCUACGAACAAGACGGUGUUGGCGAGCCGGUCGCCGGCCUCGCUGAGCGGAACCACAGCAUCCGUCAACCGGCUGCAGGAGCUGAUCAGCCAGAAACUGGAGAAGACGGAGCGGCUGCUGACGGAGGUGCGGGAGGAGGCGCCGGGGGAGGCCAGGGAGCGGGGGAGGAUGAAGGGGAAGGAGUCGACUGAAGCUGAGAGACUCCUGAAGGAGGCGGCGGCGACGUGGAACCAGGCCCAGGAGGUGCUGGAGGAGGUGAAGGAGCUGAGGGCGUUGUGCCGACAACUGGACUCCCCCCCCAUCCUCACCCGCUCCAACAACAGCACCAAACUAAACCCAGACCGGAAGAGCCUUAUGUGAGCCGCGCGGUACGGACUCUCUCUGGUACGUACGGGUCCACACCGGUCCGGUCCAGUCAAGACCAGAAGCUGAACUUCUGCUUGUUGGACUUCAGGCAAAGCUGCUGAGAACUGGAUCAACCACUUUUAAAUUAUUCUGGUUUUGAAUUUCGGGUAUCAGGACGGACGAAGAGCUCAUCAAACAUCUUCAUCACAGAAGCAGUUUGUAGCUCAAAUUAAACUCAAGUCAUGUAAACACUUCACGUGACUUGAGUUCACACAAACAAGAAAACGUGCCAAGACGAAGAGACGAAACACCCCUUGAACCUUUUCAUCACAACGCGUGUUGUUGCGUCUUCAGAGAACUUAAACUAGAAGACGUUUUAUUUCAGCUGCCGGAACGAACAGUCAAUAAUGUUUGAAGGAGAUCUCGAGGACUCGAGGACUUAAGGACUCAAGGACUCAUUCCUGGAGUCUUUGAAGCAGACUGUGACUUUCAAAGACUACUUAGCUCAACGUCAUGAAGUUGGUUCCGCUGGUUCUGGUUUUUGUUCAGAUUCGACUGAGGAUCGGGUAGAAAAGAAACUUUUCUUUUCAGGGACCUUUAAAGACCAGAAGAGGACAAACAACAGCAGGACUCUUUAAAACACCUGAAACAUACUUGAUUAGACCAAUAAGACCAACAAGACCCAACAAGACCAAGACCAACAAGGCUCAACAAGACCCAACACGACCAAGACAUCCAAGACCAAAAAGACUCAACAAGACCAACAAUACUCAACAAGACCAACAAGACCAAAACCAACAAGACUCAACAACACCAGUGAGACCCAACAAGACUCAACAAGACUCAACAACACCAGCAAGACUCAACAAGACCAACAAGGCCCAACAAGCCUAAAUAAGACCCAACAACACCAGCGAGACCCAAUAAGACCCAACAACACCAGCGAGACCCAACAAGACCCAACAAGACCGAGACCAACAAGGCUCAACAAGGUCCAACAAGAUCCAACAAGACCCAACAACACCAGCGAGACCCAACAGGACCCAACAAGACCAAGACCAACAACUCUCAACAAGACCCAACUAGACCAAGAAGGAUGAACAAGACCCAACAGAACCAACAAGACCAGAUCUCAGAGUCUUUGAUUGUUCGUCUCUUCAAAUCAGGACCAGCUAACGAGGCUAAGGAAGCUAAGGAAGCUAACAACUCGAGAGAAACUAAAUCUGAAACUGAACAAAAUGAAAACCAAAGCUAGCAAGCUAACGUGAAUUAGCUGACACUAGCUAAUGCUAACGUAGCAUCCUAGCUACCGUGCUGUUGUUCUUCUAGCUAUCUUAUUAUUCAUGAGCCAACAAACAGAAUAACACAGAGCUUUUAAAGUUUGUAUCUCUUUCAUUUAAGACAUUAAUUAAAAUAUAGAUAAUCUCUAUUUACAUGAUCAGAAAUAUGUAAAUGUCUGUUUAUACCGUCGGUUGAAUAUCACAAAGAUGUCAGCAAAAUGGGAAAACUGGAAAAUCUCCAUUUAAUCUGAUUUAUUUAUUAUUUCAAGAUAUAUUAUUCCGUCAUUUCUCAACAUUUUUACUUUUGCGUUUUAUUUUAAACAUUUAAUCCACAUUUAUGUUCUUAAAGUCCUGUUUAUUAAAAAUUAAUCGAUGAAGGUUUCCUGCUCAGAGGCACGUUGGCAGGUCACAUGACACGUUGAAUACAAUCAUUCAUUCGUUGAUAUAAUAAAAUGAUUUAUUCAUUUCAUCCCAGAAUAACAAGAGAAAUGUUUUAACUGCUGAUUGAAGCACAUUUAAAGCUUUAAAUGAGCUUUCACAAUUAAACGCUUUAUUUUUGGACCCGAAAGCAGCAGAAACUUCUGAGUUUUACUGGAAGAUUAUUUUUGUAAGAAACAUUCAGACUUUUGUAAUUUAACGUCAGGUUUUUUGUUUGAGAGCGAAGCAAUAAAAAAACAAAAACACGACAAUUCAUUUAAAAAUCAUUUAAAAUCUGGUUUCACAGAUUCAUUCUUAAUAAAAGAAUCAAAGCGAUUUUACAACAUUUUGGGCAGAAGAUUCCAGUUAAAGUAUAAAUGACUUUACACUUAAAUAAUAAUAUUUAAAACGUUUAAUGGGGGAUAAAAUGUUUGUGAUGAAACUCUGAAUGUAAACAGAUUGUUUUCAUUUCAUUCUUGCACAAAAUCAGGUGACAGUUUAAUUUUUAACGCGUGAUUGUUGUUGUUUGUGCAGACGAGUACGACUUUAUUGUUAAAAUGGAAAUUCAUUUGACUUUUUGCUCGUUUAAUACGAACAUAAAGUGGGAAAAUUACAUUUUUAGGAGUUUAAAACCGUCCCUAUGAGCUUCCAUACAUGAAUGUUUUCACCUUUAGUUGUCUUCCUGUUUGUGUCUGUGGAUGCCAGAGGGCAUGAUGGGAGAUGUAGUCCAUCUGCUCACAAUAAAAAACCUGCAAACUGGACCUGGA
Messenger RNA from Cyclopterus lumpus (lumpfish), 3907 nucleotides. It is a transcript of the gene plekho1b, whose product is annotated as pleckstrin homology domain containing, family O member 1b. Gene Ontology annotation, cellular component: ruffle membrane; muscle cell projection membrane. The transcript has 6 exons. NCBI's taxonomy places the organism in Eukaryota, Metazoa, Chordata, Actinopteri, Perciformes, Cyclopteridae. The record is from RefSeq and is a predicted model, not a curated record. The coding region runs from base 235 to 1458 and encodes 407 amino acids. Gene Ontology annotation, biological process: regulation of myoblast fusion.